Molecule: messenger RNA, 1584 nt
Organism: Lolium perenne
Lineage: Eukaryota; Viridiplantae; Streptophyta; Magnoliopsida; Poales; Poaceae
Product: F-box/FBD/LRR-repeat protein At1g13570-like
Molecular function (GO): protein binding
Source: RefSeq, a predicted model, not a curated record
AUGGGGAACAACAAUGUUACUGGUCGUCCCCGACGGAUCUUGGACGAUGCACGCCGAGAAGGAGUAGCCACCGUGCUGAUCACCUGCCGCUGCAACCGCAGCCUGGUCUGCCAUUGCAAACCACCACGCUCCAAAGAAGAAAUCACACCGGGAGCCGAACCAUGCGAUGCACCCAGCGGCGGCCGGCGGAAGCCGACCCGCAGCAGAACAACCAGAAGAGUCCCGAUCGGAAACCUUCCAGAGGAGCUGCUGCCCACGAUCCUGUCGAAGCUGGACGCGAAGCAGGCCGCGAGGACCAGCGUCCUGUCGAGCGCGUGGGAGCACGCCUGGAAGCACUCUCCCAGGCUAACCCUCGACAUCUUCGCCAUAUGCGGCGCCGCAUACAGGCUCAUGCUGUACCCCGAGCGAUACGUGCAGAGGUUCGUUGACAUGGCCGACGCGAUACUGCGGCAGCGCCGGGGCAGCGUGGUCGAGCAGCUCGAGAUCAGGGUCGACAAGGCCGCCGUUCAGCUUGUAUCUCGCCGUCUGGAUGACUGGGUUCGCUUCGCGGCGGCGGCCCGGGCCAAGAGCUUGACGCUUCACGUGUCGUCGGUAACACCUCGCUUGAUGCGCCCUAGUGAUUUGUACGCUCUACCCUUGCAGCUGCUCGACGACGGAGGUGUGUCCAGCCUGCAGCAUAUCCACCUUUCCUGUGUAUCGCUCAAGCUGCCUUCCCCUUCCUUUCCGAAAUUGAAGAGGCUGGGUCUGUGCUAUGCACGCGUGUCCGCAGCUGAUUUCGGAGAUAUGCUGUCAAAUUGCCCUAAUCUGGAGUGGCUGGAUCUCUAUAAUGUCUAUCUCAACGAUGAACUCAAAGUGGACACGCCCUUCUCCAGGCUGCGGUACCUGCGUUUGGCUGCUUGCAGCGUGACCCAGAUAAAGCUCACUGCCACCAACCUCGCAACUUUCAUAUUCCUGGGGCGUUCGUUACCUUCCAUCGACCUUGGCGAAACGCCACGACUCUGCGAUGUUAACGUCUACUGUCACGAAAUAACAAUGGAGCAUGCUCUUAGUUCAUUGUCCGAUGCGUUCCCGAUGGUGCAACGUCUGUCGUUCCACUCUAUUAUUAUACAGCUGGAGUUUCCCUGGCGACUCCAGAACGCCUCCAGGUUUCCCCACCUCAGGCAUCUCCAGCUAAUCUUCGAUGUCCGCACUAUGCACUCAGACGAUAUCCUCUCUGUUGUGCGUUUUCUCGAGGCUGCCCCGUUGCUCGAGGAAUUGGACAUUGUGCUCGCACUAUGCCGCGAGAAUGGUGGGGAAGGGCAUCUCAGGAGAUUACCACAUGGACAAUUGAAAUACAAGUGCUUGAAGAGCUUGAGGGUUUGUUCAUUCAGAGGUCAAAAGAGUCAAGUAGAUCUUUUGGUACACAUCGUGGAAAAUGCCCCUGCUCUGCAGAUUUUGACCAUAGACUCAAGUAGGCCGCACGUUCCAGAAGAGACUUAUCGAGUUACCGAAGAUGAGAAAGGAAUACUCUCUAAGAUCCGUCAUAUGGCAGCAACAUGCAUCGGUAGUAAACUUUCAGCCAAGACAAAGUUUAUUGUCGAAUGA